Messenger RNA from Cajanus cajan (pigeon pea), 1766 nucleotides. RefSeq names its product putative magnesium transporter NIPA6. Gene Ontology annotation, cellular component: membrane. Gene Ontology annotation, biological process: magnesium ion transport. The record is from RefSeq and is a predicted model, not a curated record. NCBI's taxonomy places the organism in Eukaryota, Viridiplantae, Streptophyta, Magnoliopsida, Fabales, Fabaceae. Gene Ontology annotation, molecular function: magnesium ion transmembrane transporter activity.
UCUUUUCCUUCUUUCCAUGCCACAAUCAUGAAACAGCGAAAUGAUGAUGAUCUGAGGAACCGUGUUUGUCUCGUGGCUCAUCGAUGAAGAAGAAGAAGAAAAGAUCCGAAAUCAGAAGAAAGUAACGAUUUUUCGAGAUGGGUCUGUCGAAGGAGAAUCUGAAAGGUCUCAUACUUGCUUUGGUGUCAAGUGGGUUCAUUGGGGCAAGUUUCAUCAUUAAGAAGCAAGGCCUCAGAAGAGCUGCAGCAGUUUCUGGUGUCAGGGCUGGUGUUGGUGGGUAUUAUUAUCUCUUGGAGCCACUCUGGUGGGUGGGAAUGAUCACAAUGAUUGUAGGAGAGGUUGCAAAUUUUGUUGCAUAUGCAUUUGCUCCAGCAGUGCUAGUUACCCCUCUGGGCGCACUAAGUAUUAUUGUGAGUGCUGUUUUGGCUGACAUUAUUCUGAAAGAGAAGCUACACAAUCUUGGGAUAUUGGGAUGUAUAAUGUGCAUUGCUGGUUCUGUCAUUAUUGUUAUUCAUGCUCCUAAGGAACAACCUAUUAAUUCUGUUCUGGAAAUAAUGCAUAUGGCUACUCAACCAGCAUUUCUGGCAUACGUGGGCUCAGUAAUAGUGUUGGUUUUCAUUCUGGUCUUCCAUUUUGCACCAAGAUGUGGCCAUACAAACGUGCUAGUUUUCACUGGAAUUUGUUCAUUGAUGGGUUCCCUCUCUGUGAUGAGUGUUAAAGCCCUUGGAACAUCUUUGAAAUUAACUUUUGAAGGGAAAAAUCAAUUAAUCUACCCAGAGACAUGGUUUUUUAUGUUGGUCGUGGCUAUAUGUGUUAUCAUGCAAAUGAAUUAUCUUAAUAAGGCUCUUGACACCUUCAACACAGCAAUUGUAUCUCCUAUAUACUAUGUCAUGUUCACAACACUUACAAUACUAGCCAGUGUAAUAAUGUUCAAGGAUUGGGAUGGCCAAAGUGGUGGAACUAUUGUGUCAGAAAUAUGUGGCUUUAUCGUUGUGCUCUCUGGAACAAUAAUGUUGCAUGCGACCAAGGACCUUGAAAGAAGCUCUUCUUUUAGAGGUAGUGGACCUUCAUCACCUUCGCUAUCUGCCCGGCUUUAUACUGGAAACGGGGACAUGUUACUUAAGCAAGAUGAGGAAAAUGUAUCUCCUUCUGAGAGUAAUAUGUGCUCUAGAAGGCAAGAAUUGUAUUAGAUGGUUUUACCUGACACAAAGAUAUUAGUUCAUUUAAUCAUAUGGGGAAGGAGAAGCCUUCCCUUGAGAAUCUGAAUGAGAUGCCCAUCAGAUUGUACCGUGCAGCUGCAGGUACCAUAAUAGAAUGAUGGGUGAUUUGUGAAGCCAUUCUUCUCUUUUGAGCUUCUCAGGAAUUUAUCCUCAUACAUUUUAGUUUGGACUUUGCAAGAUGGUUCUAGAACCAAUACCUUGCAGGGUACUUAGUGUACACUUAAUGUACAGCGUGUCUAUAGUUAUUUUGUUGUGUCAUGAAUUGUUUGUUCACUUGUCAUAGUAGUAGUGAAUAUGCUGUGAGUAGUCAUUAGAUUGAGUUUAGUUGUAUGUGUGAGGCUCUCCUUACAACCAAGUAGAGGUUAGUUUGUGAAAAACAUGGUGAUUUUGCUUUGUGUAUUAAUUUCAUUUAUUUGUUUUCUUUGUCAAUUUGGCUCAACAUACAGGAUUCAUUUGUGGUUUGUAAGUAAUGAAAUGUACAGGGAGCUAAGGAAUUUGUGUCAGAAUUGUAGUUUGCUUUGAAUAAAUAUGUUCCCAUUCUUAACA